GCAGAAGCAAUCUGCUGCAAGGGAGGAAGAGGGUGCAACUGUGGGGCUGUCUGUAAGCCCAAGAAUCUCUAAAAAGCCCAUUUCAUUCUCCUGGAAGUAUAAAGAAUUUAUAAUGGCGACUCGGGUUUCCAGCCCCCGUCCUGCAAGAAGCAUUCUGGGCUCAGAGGACUAUAGCCUGUAUAGCAGUAUGAGUGAAGAGGAACUGAUUCAGAUGGCCAUUGAACAAAGUCUCACGGAGAACAACUCAGGCCCAACAACUGCCCGCACUCAUCAGAAGCUGUCAGCCAGCGUCAAUACAGAGGCAACAGCUGCCUGCCGCAACAACAGGCCCACUGCUAAACAAGCACCCAUAGCAGCCAACACUAGGAACAGGAGUUGCCAGCCUAGCGCUGCACCGCCGCCCACCCCCGGGUCAACCUGGAGCAUCAAGAGGUAUGAUGGUAGUUACUACUUCAGCGAACCUCCGCCCGCGGAGGAAAACACUGUUGAGAGGGCAAUCAUUAAAGGAGAUGUAGACUCUCUAAAUGAAAUGAUGAAAUCAGGGGAAAAACUUUGUGAACCUAACAAGGAAGGAUGGCUUCCCUUGCAUGAAGCUGCCUAUUAUGGAUCCCUGGCAUGUGUUACAUUGCUGCUGAAAGCUUAUCCUUCUACUAUUGACCAACGUACACUGCAAGAGGAGACAGCACUGUACCUUAGUACUGUGAGGGGACACAUGGAUUGUAUGACUUACUUGCUGCAAUCUGGUGCUGAGCCAGACAUCGCUAAUAAGUCCAGGGAAACUCCACUUUAUAAAGCCUGUGAAUUGAAGAAUGCAGAAGCUGCAAAAUUGUUGGUCGAAUAUAGGGCAGAUGUGAACCAUCGCUGCAACCGAGGUUGGACAGCUCUGCAUGAGUCUGUAGCAAGGAAUGCUAUUGACAUAAUUGAUGUUCUGGUGAAGGGAGGGGCAAAGAUAGAAACAAAGAAUUGCUAUGGUAUCACCCCUCUUUUUGUAGCUGCCCAGUGUGGACACAUGGAAGCAAUGAGAUACAUUACUAAAUGUGGAGCUGACUUCAACACACAAGCCAACGACAAUGCCUCGGCUCUUUUUGAAGCUAGCAAAAAUGGCCAUGAUGAUAUUGUAGAAUUCCUUCUGGCACAAGGCGCUGAUGCCAAUAAGCCCAACAAAGAUGGACUGUUACCUAUUCACAUCGCUGCCAAAAAGCAAGACAAUGAUGACAUCGUGUUAAUGCUCAUUCCUGCGACCAGUCGUAUCAGAGUGAAAAGAAGUGGCAUUAGUCCUCUCCAUAUAGCCGCAGAAUGCAACAAUGAUGAUAUACUGGAAGAGCUCAUCAACGCAGGCUAUGAUGUCAACUUCACACUUUCUCAUGACAGAGCCAGACUGUACGAAGACAGACGUAGCACUGCUCUAUAUUUUGCUGUCAUGAAUAAUAAUAUCAAUGCAACCCAAAUGCUUCUGGAAGCUGGAGCUAAUCCCAACAUAGAUAUUAUCAGUCCACUGUUAAUCUCUAUUCGCCAUGGGUGCUGCAAAACUAUGCAAAUGCUUCUAAAUCAUGGAGCUAACAUAAAUGCCUACAUCUCUACACAUCCUACCUCUUUUCCAGCCAUCAUCAUGUUUUCCAUGAAGUACCUGAGCUUAUUGAAGUUCAUUAUGGACCUUGGAUGUGAUGCAGACUCUUGUUUUAAAUGUGAAUAUGGCAGUAGACCCCAUCCUCCCAUUGAAGAAGCCACACAUCGCUAUAAUACAACUUAUAUCCCAGAGCAUAAACAGCCAAAAAUUGUACAGUUCUGUGAAAUGGUUUCUACACCAGACAUAAGUCGUUGGGCUGGUCCCAUCAUUGAUGUUCUUCUGGACUACGUUGGCAAUGUCAAGCUUUGUUCGCGGUUACAGGAACAUUUAGACAGCUAUGAGGAAUGGGCUCGUAUAAAAGAAAAAUCACAACUUCCUCGAUCUCUAACGCACCUGUGUCGGUUAAAAAUCCGAAGCAUGAUUGGAACAAACCGCAUCAAGCUGGUCCACACAUUACCUCUUCCAUGCAGAAUGAUCCGCUAUUUAAGCUAUGAUACAUCCAAUGAGUAUUAAUACUAAGCUGGUGACCAAAAAAGUUUUAACUAACAAUUAAAGCACAAUGAAUGAGGGAAGUGUAUUCUAAACAAGUGACAGUUGGACGGCAGCAUUGUGCCUCAAAGACAAUGAAGCGGAGCACUGGACCCAUGUUCAUAGCAGUAACUCUUGAACUUUAACUUGAAUGAGAAAUCUGAUAUUCAUAUUGAAGCCACUUACACCAAUGGACUGCAAGAGAGAAAGCAAAUGCUUGAAAUGGCAUAAGAUGUAAAGCAAAAUUCUGGGGUAGGAAGGGAACAGAUGUGACCUUCUUUUGUUAAUGGUUUUGGACAGUCAGUAGAACUGGGGUGUGUCAUAGGCAUAUUAGUACCUAACAUAAUUUAGUGGUUUAAGAUUAUAGAUGUAGUAGUAGGGUAAAUGUUUUAAAUUCUAUUCUGGUCUACAAUUGAAGGGUGGAAGGGGAGGGGUUAAUCUGUCAAUGUCCAUAUAUGACUAAACUAGGGUGUUUUGCUUUAAAGACAAGUAUUCCAACUGACCCUGGUGUUAUAUUGAAAUAUAGAGAAAAUGUAAGUGCUCUUUUUCAAAUUUUCUCUUUACUACAGAAUAACUUUCAAAAAGCAUAGGCACUCCUAAACUGGUUUAUAUCACAUCUAACACCACCUCGAAUAGGAUCUAUUAAGUUAUUAUUCCCUUUUAUGUAGAAAUUGCACAAUACUGCCUAGACAAAUACAUUGGCUAAAGAUUGUAAAAAGCAAACACAGACUUAAGGUGGCCAUACACUGAGCGAUCCGCUCGUAUGGC
Xenopus laevis (African clawed frog) is the source of this 2863-nucleotide messenger RNA. It is a transcript of the gene asb2.S, whose product is annotated as ankyrin repeat and SOCS box containing 2 S homeolog. The transcript is spliced from 10 exons. NCBI's taxonomy places the organism in Eukaryota, Metazoa, Chordata, Amphibia, Anura, Pipidae. Gene Ontology annotation, biological process: protein ubiquitination; intracellular signal transduction; ubiquitin-dependent protein catabolic process. The coding region runs from base 113 to 2080 and encodes 655 amino acids. Gene Ontology annotation, cellular component: ubiquitin ligase complex. The record is from RefSeq and is a predicted model, not a curated record.